AUGUCGUAUGAUUAUUGUGAGGUACUGCGGGAUUCACUACUUUUUUACGAAGCCCAGCGUUCUGGAGUAAUGACAGAUGAAACGAAAAGUAAACUGCACUGGAAGAAAGACUCUGCACUUAAUGACCAAGGAGAAAAUGGAGAGGAUCUUACUGGAGGAUAUUAUGACGCGGGGGACCAUAUUAAAGCCGGUCUACCUAUGGCGUACACGGUGACCGUGGUAGCAUGGGGUUUACUGGAAUACCCGGAUGCAUACGAAGCCUGUGGCCAAACUGAGAAUGUCAAAGAUAUGAUCCGAUGGGGCACGGACUACUUUCUGAAAAUCUACCCGGAAAAGGGUGUACUGUAUUACCAGGUUGGUGAUGUUGAAACAGACCACAGUGCAUGGUGUCGAGCCCAGGAUAUGAAGAUGAGUCGACCAGCUUUAAAAGCGAAUAGUGACCACCCCGGAUGUGACGUAGCUGCAGAGACUGCCGCUGCCUUAGCGGCCGCAUCUAUUAUUUUUCAAGAAGGUAGUGUAUCAUUUUAUUCAUGUGUCAGUUUAGACUAA
Messenger RNA from Saccoglossus kowalevskii, 549 nucleotides. Its product is annotated as endoglucanase 15-like. Lineage: Eukaryota; Metazoa; Hemichordata; Enteropneusta; Harrimaniidae. The record is from RefSeq and is a predicted model, not a curated record.